AUGGUGCGGAUGAGUGUAUUGGCUGAUGCUUUGAAGACUAUUAAUAAUGCAGAAAAACGUGGUAAACGACAAGUCUUGAUCCGACCCUGUUCUAAAGUAAUAGUACGAUUUUUAACCGUAAUGAUGAAAGCUGGAUAUAUUGGAGAGUUUGAAAUUAUUGAUGAUCAUAGAGCAGGGAAAAUAGUUGUUAACUUAACUGGUCGGAUCAACAAAUGUUCUGUAAUCAGUCCUCGUUUUGAUAUAUCUUUGAAAGAUCUAGAAAAAUGGACAUCCAAUCUUCUUCCUUCACGCCAGUUUGGACAUCUUGUGUUGACAACAUCAGGCGGAAUAAUGGAUCAUGAAGAAGCAAGAAGGAAACAUCUUGGUGGAAAAAUACUUGGAUUUUUCUUUUAG
Thelazia callipaeda (thelaziosis nematode) is the source of this 393-nucleotide messenger RNA. The record is from the annotation of a GenBank genome assembly. Lineage: Eukaryota; Metazoa; Nematoda; Chromadorea; Rhabditida; Thelaziidae.